Messenger RNA from Cloeon dipterum, 7643 nucleotides. RefSeq names its product transient receptor potential cation channel, subfamily M (gene Trpm). NCBI's taxonomy places the organism in Eukaryota, Metazoa, Arthropoda, Insecta, Ephemeroptera, Baetidae. Gene Ontology annotation, molecular function: monoatomic cation channel activity. Gene Ontology annotation, biological process: monoatomic cation transmembrane transport; metal ion transport; protein tetramerization. Bases 245 to 5401 code for a protein of 1718 amino acids. The record is from RefSeq and is a predicted model, not a curated record. Gene Ontology annotation, cellular component: plasma membrane. The transcript is spliced from 25 exons.
AGGUCAGAGUUUGGAGAGUGCUGGAGUCGACCGACGUCUGCUAGAGUGCGAGCGGCGCCCGGGCGAAAAUUCGCGCACAUUGCUGUGUUUGGCCGGAGCAAGAAAGACCCAAAUGAGCGCACCAAGGCACCGCAAAGGCGCCAAGGAACAUGAGUUUUGUGCACCGAACAACGCUAUUGGAUAUUCUUUGUAUUAAGCCCAAAAACUUCACGUUGUCUCGUUUCGACUUCCGCCCAUCAAGAACAUGAAAAUGAAAUCGAAGAGGAACAGCGCUCAGGUAAAGACGACCGCGAGAAGUUGGGUGGAGGCCAACUUUCAGAAGAGAGAGUGCAUCAAGUUCGUGCCCACCAAGGCCGACGAGCAUCGGUGCUGUUGCGGUCUGUCGCUGACGACGCACCUGACGGCCAGCAAGGCGGCAGAGGCGAGCGACAAGUCAAAAACCGGUCCACCACCCAAGCCCGGCGAAGAGCUUAUAUGGAUUCCCAUCAGACACACGCAGGCCAAACCCACCGACGCCUACGGCACCAUCGAAUUCCAGGGCGGACCUCAUCCCAGCAAGGCACAGUACGUGAGGUUGGCGUACGACACGCGGCCCGACCUGAUCCUGCAGCUGUUCACCAGGGAGUGGGGCCUCGAGCUGCCCAAGCUGCUGCUCACCAUCCAGGGCGGCAAAGCCAACUUCGAGCUGCAGGCCAAGCUGAAGAAGGUGCUCAGGAAGGGUCUGCUCAAGGCGGCAAAAACAACUGGCGCGUGGAUUUUCACCGGUGGCACAAACACAGGUGUGACGCGUCAGGUUGGCGACGCUCUGUUGACGGAGCGCGCGCAGCGCAGCGGCCGAGUGGUCAGCAUCGGCAUCGCGCCGUGGGGCAUCGUGGAGAACAACAGCGAACUCGUGGGCAAGAACCGGGACGUACCCUACCACUCCAUCUCUUCCCCGAGGUCCAAGUUUGCAGUGCUCAAUAGUCGGCAUGCUUACUUCCUUCUGGUAGACAAUGGCACGGCCGGACGGUACGGUGCCGAAAUUCACCUGCGGCGCCGACUAGAGAAAUACAUCUCGGCUCAAAAUUUGCAUCCCUCAAGACCCUCUUCUCCCCCUGACGAAGGCACCCACUGCAGCAUCCCUGUCGUCUGUCUGGUCAUCGAGGGCGGCACCAACACCAUCCGCGCGGUCCUGGAGUACGUCACCGACGACCCACCGGUGCCCGUCGUCGUCUGCGAUGGUUCGGGAAGGGCCGCCGACCUCCUCGCCUUCACACACAAAUACGCGUCGGAGGAUGGCGAACAGACAGUGCUGGAAAGCAUGAAGGAUUACCUGAUUAGCAUGAUUCAGCGCACUUUCGACUCUGGAAUCGAGCAGGCGGAGCAGCUCUACACCGAACUACUGCAGUGCACCAGAAAGAAAAACCUGAUCACAGUGUUCAGAAUCACUGACCGGCCAGACGAGAAGAUGCAGGAGCUGGACCAGACGAUUUUGACGGCGCUGUUCAAGAGCCAGCAUCUGUCGCCGUCGGAGCAGCUCAGCCUGGCGCUCACCUGGAACCGCGUGGACAUCGCGCGAUCCGAGAUCUUCGUGUACGGCCAGGAGUGGCCGAGCGGCGCCCUCGAGGAGGCCAUGAUGCAGGCGCUCGAGCACGACAGAAUCGACUUCGUCAAGCUGCUGCUCGAGAACGGCGUCAGCAUGAAAAAGUUUCUCACCAUCCCCAGGCUCGAGGAACUCUACAACACAAAGCAAGGACCAAGCAAUACGCUGGGCUACAUUUUAAGAGACUGCAGACCUCACAUACCUCGCGGCUACCAGUACACCCUCCACGAUAUCGGCCUAGUUAUUAACAAACUGAUGGGUGGCGCGUACAGGACCAACUACACGAGAAGAAAGUUUCGGGUGAUAUACGCCAAAGUGAUGAAACGCUCUCAGCAUGUCCACCGCAACAGCGCCUCGUUCAUGCGCUAUUACGGCAACGCCAACGUUACCCUGAGCUUACUCACAGAUGUGAUGCCCUUCAACGAGAAAGAUAUGCCUCCAAUCUUUGAUUAUCCGUUCAACGAGCUGCUGAUAUGGGCCGUGCUGACCAAACGGCAGCAAAUGGCUCUGCUGAUGUGGCAGCACGGAGAGGAGGCGCUGGCCAAAUCCCUAGUCGCCUGCAAGCUGUACAAAGCUAUGGCCCACGAGGCCGCCGAAGAUGAUCUCGAGACUGAAAUUUACGAGGAGCUACGCAACUACGGCAAGGAGUUUGAAAAUAUCGCUUUGGAUUUAGUCGACUUCUGCUACCGACAGGAUGACGACCAGACGCAGCAAAUGCUGACAUGCGAGCUGCAGAACUGGAGCGGACAGACCUGCCUCAGCUUAGCCGUGGCCGCCAACCACAGAGCCAUGAUCGCACACCCCUGCAGCCAGAUCAUCUUGGCUGAUUUGUGGAUGGGUGGGCUGCGCACGAGGAAAAACACCAACAUGAAGGUGUUUCUAGGCCUCACCUUUCCUCCUUACAUCAGCAGACUAGAGUUCAAAACGAAAGAGGAGUUGCAGCUGAUGCCACAGACAGAGGAGGAGCACAACACAACCAACAAGGACGAGAAUUUGACUGAAAAAUCCGAAAAAUCAGGAGGCGCCGAGCUCAACCGCGCUGAAACCAACGACGUUGAGAAAUGGCCACGAAUUUUAAGCAUCAAGUCCUCAAAGACGUCAAACCCGAUGGGGGUGAAGGCUCUUAUUGCAAAUAAUGCAAAUGUGCAGGAGAAUGGCAAACUGAAGGGGGAUGACGAUGACCAGUGCAGUGAACACUCUCCUCCACCUCUCGAGUUCUUCGACAUCAAAACGCACAAGCCGCUACGGCUCAGCAAGAAGCUCGAGGAAUUCUACACGGCGCCAAUCACAAAGUUCUGGGCUCAUUCGAUUGCCUACACAGUGUUCCUAGUUUUCUACAGCUACGUGAUUCUAGUUGAAAUGCAUAGUGUUCCGUCAUGGACUGAAAUGUAUAUCAUAACUUAUAUCUGCACUUUUGGAUUUGAAAAACUCAGAGAAAUCGCUUCAUCAGAGCCAGUUGGGCUAAGACAAAAAUUUGCGGUUUGGUCGUGGAACCUUUGGAACCCGAUGGACGCCGUGGUCAUCACCAUAUUCCUGAUUGGUCUGAUGCUGCGUCUGCAGUCAGAGACGAUGAUGAUUGGCAGGGCCAUGUUCUGCGUCUGCGUCGUCUACUGGUACCUCAAGAUCCUGACUUACGUCGGCGUCAACAAGUAUCUCGGACCGCUGGUCACCAUGAUGGGCAAGAUGGUCAUCAACAUGAUCUACUUCGUCGUGCUGUUGUUGGUGGUGCUCAUGUCAUUCGGGGUCGCCCGCCAAGGCAUCCUCUACCCGCACAACCAGUCCAGCUGGCUGCUCCUCAAAGAUGUGGUUUUUCAGCCGUAUUUCAUGUUGUAUGGUGAAGUAUUUGCCGAUGACAUUGAUCCUCCGUGCGGAGGGGAAGGACAAAUUGAGUGCGUGACUGCCAGGUGGAUUUCUCCCAUCAUCAUGUCGAUCUACCUUUUAGUCGCCAAUAUUUUGCUCAUAAACCUGCUCAUAGCAGUGUUCAACAACAUUUUCAAUGAGGUCAACGCCAACUCGCACCAAGUCUGGAUGUUUCAAAGAUUCACAGUCGUGAUGGAAUACGAACAGAAGCCUGUGCUUCCACCGCCAUUCAUCUUCAUCAGCCACAUUUACCUGCUCUACCAGUUCUGCAUGCGCAAAUACAAAGGCGAGGAGGACUCUUAUGACAACGGACUCAAGCUCUUCCUCGAAGAUGAAGACAUGGAGCGGCUGUACGACUUUGAGGAGGAGUGCGUUGAGGGCUACUUUAGGGAGAAGGACACGAAGUUGCAACUCUCCACGGAGGAAAGGAUCAAAACCACGACUGAAAGGGUUGAAAACAUGUACCAGAAAAUCGAGGACAUCAACCAAAAAGAAAACAGUCAAAACACGUCGAUCCAAGGCUUAGAGUUUCGGCUGCGCAAUUUGGAGAAUCUCGCCGAGAAGACUGCAUCGCACCUGGCCGUGAUCCACAGGUUCAUGGCGACCCACACGGGCAGCGACCUAGCCCUGCCUGAAGGAGACAUGAAGGGCUCUGAUGAGAAGCUGAAGCGGAUCAUUGAAAUGCACCCUGAGCCACCUGUAGACUCGUUCAGCGACAAGUUCUUACACCCUAGCAGGGACUACCUGGUGCGGCGACGGCCAACCAGGUCAAUGACUGAAAUCAGGCCUGACUCCUACAUGAGCGAGUCGGGAAGCGUAUUCUUCAGGGGGACUGAGGAGUCCAGGUUCGUCGGGGAACCUUUAAAGGAAGAAGAUUGUUCUUCCAUUCAGGAGGAACCAGACAAACCAACGCUGUCCAGGUCGAGCAGCCGAAGAAGUCCGACGCGGCUCUCAGCCACCGGCAGACACGAGAGCACGUCAAUUGCCUCGCUCACCGAGGCGACAGACAUGGAGGGAAACAUCAUCAGACAACACUCAGACGACCGAGAGUCACUGCCCAUUGAAUUGACAGUGCCUCAGAUGGAGACGAGAAUGCCCAGGGGCGAGACCUGGAGGCGCAGCAGCGGUACUGAAGAAGAAAGUGGCACCCUCACCACGUCGCACCCCAGCCUGCCAAGAAGGCAACUCAGCCAAACUCAAUCCGAACCAGACACAGAAAUUAGGCCUGGUCCGAGCAGCCGGCCGCCGAGGGUGGAGCGGAGCAUCUCGGUGGCUGCGAAGGUGACCUGGGCCGAGCCGCGCAUUCAGGUGAUCCCGCCGACGCCGCGCGGCGCCAUGCUCAGAGCGAUGCACUCGGAAUACACGAGCAUCACGGAUGAACUGGAGUCAGUGUGUGGGCUGCUGUCUCCACCACGGACGCCACGCCUCUUGAGUCCGCCGCGGCCCGAGGCGGCGCCGUUGAUCAAGCCCAGGCACCACUCGGACAUCUCGAACCGCGAGCUGGCCAAGCAGAUGGAGAAGGAGACGCUGCGCGAUGCCGAGGAGAGUGACUACCUUCUCAUGGAGGGCCUCAUUCAGCACCGCCUCCGUGGCGCCGCCGCUGACGGAAUCUUCACCACGGUCGUCGACGACGAAGACGAAGAGGAUGAGAUACUGGCACCUCUGCCUAGAAGGGAGUCGUCGAGAGGAGCGUUCCAGAGCAGUGGCGGCUUUUCGAGCAAUUUCCUGACGGUGAGCAACGAGAUGCCGGAGUACAGGUGUCCGCGGCUGCGUCGCUCGAGCGCCGUCGACGAGCCGCAACUGCACGUGUCGUAUAGCGAGCCAGCCUACGGAGCCGCGUGUCCGCCGUCCAUCUUCUGCACGGACACGGACUCUGACCGGCCCGUCCGGCGGCAUCAGGGCAGCCAGCGUGGCAGCCAGAACAGCCUGCUCAACGUUGUCACCGAAACCAAAAUCUAAAACUCUGGUCGUGAGAAGUUUUAACUACGUGAAUUGCAUUGUGAUUUGCACCUGCGUGGAGCAUCAAGAGUGAAAUAUCGAUUGCGGCGAAUGCUAAUUAUAUCGAGUCCCUUUGUCUUUCCCGCGCGCGCUGGUUUUGUAACAAAUUGAUAAAUUGUGCAUUCUCGGUGUUUUUGCAUUUAAGCACUUAUUAUUGGGGCACACAGACAUAAACUUUGAAACUUCAUUGAAAGAGAUUUUAUUUUAAUGAAAUUGGUCAGAGCUUGCGAACAUUGUUAGUGUUAAGCCGCUAGUAGAUAUUAUGCGAGAUGGUGAAAGUUGAUGGCAUGGCUUCCAAAAUUAUCCAGAUAAAUAUUGUAUUGGUGUUUAUUGCUCAUGAUUUACACAUUACAGUCAUAAAAAUACAAUAAAAAAAUUACAUGAACAAAAUGCAUGGCAUAAAAAUAACAAGCAGGAUCUGUAUGAACGCGCGAAACAAAAAGUUGAUCCGACGUUUUCACGUGCCACAAUGCAGCAAUAAUUCUACAAGGCCGUUUGAUUGCGUGUUUUAAUGGCCUCAAAAUCAAAAUCAGAUCUUUCUAAAAACACAAAUUUAAGUGGGUGUUGAAUGUCUUGUUGAGAAUUGAGUAGUUUUCGACUUUUACACAGAGCUUGAUAAGACACAAAUACUGAAUCAGGAUUUCCAGGUUUAUUUCCUGCAUUAAGAGCGGAAAAUUUCAAAUUGGAAUAUCUAAUUUUGACCGAUAAAUCUCUAUUAGUUGGUAGUUGCAAAUUUAUUGCAACCCUUUAAUUUUCAAACGGCUUGAAAAUACAUCAAAUUGGAGCCCAAUACCAUUUAAAAGAAAAAUUAGUCAACUCGUUUGGUUAAACCUUAUGAAAAUUAUUGACCCCUUUAUUAAUAAUUAAUAUAUCUUGGAGCACAGAAGUCAUGUCAAAAACUGGAAAAUUCUCGCUGGUGUUAUCUGGUAGCAACUCGGCCAAUUCUUAACUUCUAGUCAUUUCAAAUGAAUGUGAAGGUGGCUCGAAUGGUCGGGAUUUUUCAGCAUCUUCUCGGUUGAAUGUUCAGACCCGAUAUCACAAUGUUUUUGGUGGAAAUUUGUGUGGUGCACAUUUUGCCAUUCUGCACACCAAGUCCGAGACAGUUUGCUACUUUGGCGCGCUGCUGGUUUUUCUAUAUAUUCAAGGUUUCGCCUGAGCACAAUAUCAAUUUUAAUAACGUAAGCAUAAGCAUAAAAGAGUGCAGUGUGCGGAUUUUAGAACACCUGUCCUUUUCCGUUGACGAAUUCCAUAUCAGGACGACCACUUUGCCCCAACCCCCUCACGAAAACCUAGCACAACACUAUUAAAAAAAACAACUGCUCUAUUUUUCUAUCAUCUGUCUCCUGUCUUCUACACUGUGAUCAAGAACAAUUAUUAAAAUGCAUGUUACUCAUUAUGAUUACUAAACCCCUGCUCACAAAUCGGUACGUGAGCUUAAUGGUUAAAAUAUCUCAUUGUGUUGGAUGAAUAUAAUAGAAUGCCUUCGAACCAGGACUGGAAUUAAAAGAGCGUUUGCCCCUCCGUUCAAAAGCCUUUCAGUUAUUUGCGGCAAAUUGAACCCAACUAUAUAAGCUCUCGACUAUUGAUGAAUUUUACCCACUUGGAAAUCGAGUCUCUGUCGUUCCUCAAAUAAUUUGAAAAGCAAUAACCUUGAUGCGUUCCACCAAUUAGCACGUAAGGAUGAAACAUUGAUUUUGUUACGAUAGUGAGAAACGUAAUCUGGUUGCAGAAGUCUAAUGUUCAUGUUAAAUACUGUUAGAUUAAAUGCGAAGUGGGAUCAAUUUAACUGGUGUUACGACAGCUAGAAAAAUAUGCAGGAGCACCGAAAAAUCGCGAUUAAUUGUACAUAUAUGAUGGAUUUUAACUAGGAAAAUGCAUCCUGCGUCCCCGAAUCUUGAUUAUCAUCCGCAUUCAUUUGCUGUGAUUUUUGCAUCGUACACGGAAAUGGAAAAGCUGAAGUUUUUUGCACCCCUGGAAAAUUCUUGAGGCGAAUAUUUAAGUGUUCAGAGUUAUUUAGAAAUGCUGGUCGAAAUAUUGGGGAUGUUCGACAAUAAAAGGGAAACACAAAGAGUCCAGCGAUCAAUUUGAUUUUCUUACCGAGUGCUAGAGAAUGCGCUGAGUAUCGAGAGAAGUUCUUACCCUUGUGUACUGAAUGAUUUUGAAUAAAACUUAAUUUCGUACCUCGAAAUUCUGUACAUCAAAA